Messenger RNA from Vanrija pseudolonga, 1512 nucleotides. RefSeq lists its product as uncharacterized. The transcript has 3 exons. Lineage: Eukaryota; Fungi; Basidiomycota; Tremellomycetes; Trichosporonales; Trichosporonaceae. The record is from RefSeq and is a predicted model, not a curated record. Bases 65 to 1423 code for a protein of 452 amino acids.
CACGACGACACCAUCUUAUCACUCGCCUUAUCUCUCGCAGCGCCGUCCAUCGCACACGCGCGCAAUGUCACAUCCACGACAAGAUGCGAGCGACUAUAGACGGACAAAACGGUCCAAGCUCAGCCCUAAGACGACGAAGCAACCAGCGCACCACGCGCCCCAUCGCGCAUGGUUCGACCACCAGACCAUCCCGCACAUCCUCGACACGGUGAUCGCGUACGCGUCCCACGCGAGCCUGCUGCGAUUACGCGCGACGUCACACUAUGUGCGGGACCGCGCUGAUGCGCGGCUGUGGGAGCACGUCGUCGUGCGCGGCGCCAACCCCGGCGACCCGCGGCGGCCCGCCAACACGAUGGCGGAAGCCGACCCGAUCAUCGUGUUCGAGGCGUACGGCCUCGGGCGCAUCCCGCACGUCCCGCGCUCCGAGUGGUGGUGGCAGAUCGCGACCGGCGUAACGUACGCCACGACCGAGCCGCCGCCGGCCGCCGGCACGCGGGACGAGCGGCGCAGGGCGCUCGAACGCGUCGCGCGCCUGCUCGAGUCGACGCGCCGCCUCGACAUCCACUCGACAGCGUUGAGUACCUUCGGCGUGACGGCCUUCCUGAGCGUCACGCUCGACCCGCUCGACGUGCUCCGCAUCUUCUGCAACGAGGACGGCGAGCACCCCGCCUCGCCGUUCCCCUCGGCGCGCUUCCAGGUCGUCUUCCCGCCCAGCCAGCCGCGCAUCGGGCGCGAGUACAUCGACGAGGUGCCCACCAUGGCGCCGGAUUCAGAGACGGUGGUGCACCACCUCAAGAUCCCAUUGCUCGCUGCGCCGAUCUUGGCGGUUGAGCAGGACGACGCCGUACCCAAGGAGGCGAGGCCCGCAAACGAGGUGUUCGUCUUCUCGGACGCGACGCCAAAUCUGCACCCUGCAGACCUGCGGUGGACGCUUCCCUUCUGCCAGAAGUGGGUAGCGGUCAUGGCCGAGCGCGAGGUCGAGUCGCCGCGCCGCGUCGACGAGCUCGUGUCUCAGCUCGCGAGGAGGUUACGCGACGGCACGCGCUGCACGAUUGUCGACCUGGCCGCGCUCGACCCUGCGUGGCUCCAGUUCCGCGACGCCCAGCUCCCGCCCAAUGUCGAGGUCGGGAGCAAGGACUGGGUGCAGAAGACGCUCGUCCGCGCGCUCGUGUUCGAGCUGCACGAGAGCGUCGAGGAGGGCCGCACGAUGGCGCAGGCGAUAGAGGUCGUGCACGCGUUGUUGGAGUUUGUGACUUGGGACCAGUGGACCGCGCGCCUCUCGGCAGAGGAGAGGGAGCUCGUCUCGGUGCCCGACUCUGUCAAGAGCAUGCUCGAGGUCGUCCGGAACGCCAAUCACCGCGACGACGUCUACUCGCCCGCCGCCGUCCUCGGCAUGCUUGACCAGCAGGACCAGAUAGCCUAGCCUAUGUACGCCACCUGCAGCCUCGGCUCGGCUGCUGCCUGUCCCUUGUAGAGUACCCUGUGACCAUGUCCCUAUGCAUUGUAUCGAGC